Lymnaea stagnalis (great pond snail) is the source of this 7285-nucleotide messenger RNA. The record is from the annotation of a GenBank genome assembly. Lineage: Eukaryota; Metazoa; Mollusca; Gastropoda; Lymnaeidae.
CCGCUGGUCAUUGGGAGAAACGCUCUGUCAACUCGUACGUCUCCAUAGUGUAGAGCCGCGGCAGUAUUGUUACGAUGGGUUACUUAGUUCAGUCUUUGGUGCUCCUGUUAGUAGUAGGUAAGUCCACUCAUGUCCUUAGUUUAUUUUUAGUGGUUGUUAAGUCCACUCAUGUCAUUAGUUAAUUGUACAAUCGUUAAAUAGAAGUAGGUAUACUUUUUUUUUAAAAAACUAGCAACUACCCUAAAAACUACGUAUGUUUCAUCAAUUGAAAAUGGUAAUAUUCAGCUAAUGUGACUCGGGGAGUCUCAAGCUGUUACAAAUAAAGGACACACAUUUUAAAAAAAAUAAUUACCGCAGAUCUCCACGGAUGCCGAUAUUAAAAUUUUUUUGAAUGUGAGAUCAAUAAAAUAACAUCAUUAAACCGCAGUUAAGCAGUCUGUAGACAAUGUUGUAUGCAAUGUUGUAUGACAUGUUGAUUGCUAUGCAUAGUUAGACUAAAAUAAGUGCGCAGAGAUCAGGAUUCGAAGCCAGCGUCUCUCACCAGUAAGUUUGACUUGACCACACAGGAAAGGUCGGUGCUAUACACACUUUCCAAUCUUUGUUGAGUGUUGAUCGAUGGAAAGAACUUGAUUUGAUGACCUUAUCUCUUUGUGUACUACUGCACUGACCGUUGAACUGAUUCUAUUGAUAGAUCACUCAGAUUUACGGGUCUCGAACUCUGCAUUCGAUAAAGGGAACACUGGUGCAACGGUUUUCCUUUUUUCUCCCUCUGUCUCACAUCUUCUCUCUCAUUCUCUCAUUCUCUCAUUUUCUCUCUCUCUCUCCCUCCCUCUCUCUCUUUUUCUCCCUCUCUCUCACAUCUUCUCUCUCUCUCUCUCUCUCUCUCUCUCUCUCUCUCUCUCUCUCUCCCUCUCUCUCUCUCUCUCUCUCUCUCUCUCUCUCUCUCUCUCUCUCUCUCUCUCUCUCUCCCUGUCUCUAUCGCUCUAUACCGCUCAGCGUUAGAACCAGGCAAACGAAGUGAAUUAUAAAAGUUGAUUACCUAAUGUAUUAUGUUAUUAUUGCCAUUACGCAUUAGAAAGAACACUACUUUUAUUACAAAAGUAAUACACUACUUUUAUACAGAUGACAAGGGAUCCUUUUCUAUUACAUAAGUAAUACACUACUUUUAUACAGAUGACAAGGGAUCCUUUUCUAUUACAUAAGUAAUACACUACUUUUAUACAGAUGACAAGGGAUCCUUUUCUAUUACAUAAGUAAUAAACUACUUUUAUACAGAUGACAAGUCAUCCUAUUCUAUUACGUAAGUAAUACACUACUACCGAAACCUAAAUAACUUUAAAUACACCCCUUCACCCCAAACACACACACACACAUCGACAAACACACACACACACACACACACCAACACACACACACGAAUACAACUCUUAGAUUUAGAGUAUUGGGUCCUGAUUGAUGAGGAAAUAGUUGACCCUGAUUGACUAAGAGCUAUCUGUCUAUCAUUGGCUAAGACAAGCAAUCAUGGUAAAAAUAUAAAAGUAAUUAUUUUUUGACAUCUCAUAUGGACAUAUUGUGAGACUUGACAACUUUAUGGACAUAUUCUGUGAGAUUUGAAAACUCAUAUUGAUAUAUGUGAUAAGACUUGAUAACUCAUAUUGAUAUCUUCUAUAAGACUUGGUAUUCAUAUACGGCUAUAUUCUAUCAGUUUAAUCAUUAAUUAGGUAAAAAGGUAUAGAGAAGUACAAGGUAGAUAUAGAUUCAUUAUGACAUGGAGUAAGCUACGGUCAGUAGGACAUGGAGUAAGCUACGGUCAGUAGGACAUGGAGUAAGCUACGAUCAGUAGGACAUGGAGUAAGCUACGGUCAGUAGGACAUGGAGUAAGCUACGGUCAGUAGUACUUGGAGUAAUCUUCGGUCAGUAGGCCAUGGAGUAAGCUACGGUCAGUAGGACAUGGAGUAAGCUUCGGUCAGUAGUACAUGGAUUAAGCUACGGUCAGUAGUACAUGGAGUAAGCUUCGGUCAGUAGUACAUGGAGUAAGCUUCGGUCAGUAGUACUUGGAGUAAGCUUCGGUCAGUAAGACAUGGAGUAAGCUUCGGUCAGUAGGACAUGGAGUAAGCUACGAUCAGUAGUACAUGGAGUAAGCUUCGGUCAGUAAGACAUGGAGUAAGCUUCGGUCAGUAGGACAUGGAGUGAGCUCCGGUCAGUACGACAUGAAGUUUGAUUUUUAUUGAUUUUCAUCUAUUACUAUAUUUAGUGUUGCACACAGUUAAAGAACAUUUGCCUUAUUCCAGGGUCCAGCUAUUCACAGCAGUCAGAGUUCGAAUAUGACUGCACGGGGCUGCCUGAGAACUUCCUGUACUGGUGGGCGUGUGGGUCAUACGGGAUGUGCCGCUCAGGUCACUACGCACAAAUUGAUUGCGUCAACGGAACCGUGUACGAUAGGCGGGCCGGAGACUGUGUACAGUAAGUUGUCAUGGAGACGGGGGCAGUGGUUCCCUGGGCAGAGUUUCUUGUUAUUUCAUUAACUGGAGCAAUCAAAACUUCCAAUAAUAUUAAUACAGGCGGCUUACAGAAUGAAAGAUUUGAUGGCUCAGACGAACCGUUUGAGAAACACUGGGAGUUUCACUCAUCAUUUAUAACUAUUUAAUAUCCUGUGGUGGAUUCUUUAUUUUUGGGUUGGUCCAUUAACGACAUCAUACUUUGGGGGGGGGGGGGUGUGGGGGGAGGGGGGGGGGGGGUAAAUUUUUUUAUUUUUUAUUUUUUUUAAGCUAGAACUAGUUUACAAGUAAUGUUUAUGUUGAAUCAUUUUCUCACCAAGAAUCUCUAAUGAUCUUUUACCUUGGUGUCACGAAGGGUCCUCACAUCUUAUUGAUGUACCCAUUACUUAACUAGUCUUAUUUGUGUCUCCAUCCCCAGGGGCUCCCAAGCCGUGACGUUCCCUUGUAACUCCGAACCCGAAAACUGUCUCGUCUACAAUGGACCGGGCCACAGGUACCCUGACCAAGACCCCGACCCCGUUGAGAACCUUCCUCCAUGCACCUUCUACUACACCUGUUCUUACGGACGCUAUCUAGGUCACCAGAGGUGCAGUGAAGGUAGGUCAUCCGGUGACGUCAUAGUGACGUAGGUAAAGGGUUUGUUGAAAGUGAAAGAGAUUCACUGGGACAGCAACUUCGGUUGACUUGAACUGCAAGGGAAGGUAAUAAUGGAAAAGCAAAUCUGAUUCGUACAGAUGUUUAUGUCCCUUUAAUGUAAGAUUUCAUUAAAAGCCAUACAAAUAAAUCCUGCCUGAAUGAUGAAUGUAUAUUAGUGCAUUAGAUGGGGAAGAACAAUGUUACUAAAAAAAGAAUUUGUUCGUUAGAUGACCUAUAUACAUAUAUUUACCCAUACACUUAUGACGCAAAUGAUGAAAUAUUAAAUCUCCACUCAAUCCUCCUUAAAGUUUUUCUAAUGUAUAUGUCAAUUCCCAAUGAUGACGUCAUCCAUCCAAUGUAUAUGUCAAUUCCCAAUGAUGACGUCACCCAUCCAAUGUAUAUGUCAAUUCCCAAUGAUGACUUCAUCCAUCUAAUGUAUAUGUCAAUUCCCAAUGAUGACGUCAUCCAUCCAAUGUAUAUGUCAAUUCCCAAUGAUGACGUCAUCCAUCUAAUGUAUAUGUCAAUUCCCAAUGAUGACGUCAUCAAUCCAAUGUAUAUGUUAAUUCCCAAUGAUGACUUCAUACAUCUAAUGUAUAUGUCAAUUCCCAAUGAUGACGUCAUCCAUCCAAUGUAUAUGUCAAUUCCCAAUGAUGACGUCAUCCAUCUAAUGUAUAUGUCAAUUCCCAAUGAUGACGUCAUCCAUCCAAUGUAUAUGUCAAUUCCCAAUGAUGACGUCAUCCAUCCAAUGUAUAUGUCAAUUCCCAAUGAUGACGUCAUCCAUCUAAUGUAUAUGUCAAUUCCCAAUGAUGACGUCAUCCAUCCGCUGUAUAUGCCAAGUCCCUGAUUGAUGACGCCAUCCCUACUCUGUCCCCAGGUACCGUGUAUGACGAGCCCCAACAAAGGUGCCUGCCAGCUGCCGAAGUCGCCCCACCAUGCGGCACACUGGUAGCUACUCUUUACAUUUCUCUUUAUUUAGCCACCACUUACACCACUAUAACUGUGUCUAGGCCAAGACACAGCUGGUUCAAUUGUUAGCCAAGACACAGGUGGUUCAAUUGUUAGCGAGACACAGGUGGCUCAAUUGUUAGCCGAGACACAUGUGGCUCAGUUGUUAGCCAAGACACAGGUGGCUCAAAUAUUAGCCAAGACACGGGUGGUUCAAUUGUUAGCUAAGAUACAAGUGGCCCAAUUCUUAGCCAAGACACAGCUAGCUCAAUUGUUAACCAGGGCACAUGUGGCUCGAUAAUUAGCCAAUACACAUGUGGCUCAAUAACUAUGCCAAGAGACAGAUUGCUAAAUUGUUAGCCAAGACACAGGCGGCUCAGUUGUUAGCAAAGACACAGGUGGCUCAGAUGUUAGCAUAGACACAGGUGGCUCAGUUGUUAGCAAAGACACAUAUGGCUGAAUUGUUAGCAAAGACACAGGUGGCUCAGUUGGUAGCAAAGACACAGGUGGCUCAGUUGUUAGCCAAGACACAGGUGGCUCAGUUUUUAGCCUAGACACAUGUGGCUCAGUGGUUAGCCAAGACACAGGUGGCUCAGUUGUUAGCAAAGACACAGGUGGCUCAGUUGUUAGCAAAGACACAGGUGGCUCAGUUGUUACCAAAGACACAGGUGGCUCAGUUGUUAGCCAAAAUACUCUAAAAAUAUGUACGUUUGAAUAUGUAUGACGGCUACCAGGACCAUGCUUGAUCUAAUCAAUAAGGAUAAUACAUUAGAGACUUUGUUGAGUUCAUUCUAGACAUAUUGAGAACAAGAAUAAAUGUUGCAACUGGAAUAAUAAAACAGAAAAUGAAACGAACGUAUCGGACGCAUGCCUUCCUCCGCUAAAGUGACAGCAGAAAACACACAAAUUGGAGAAAAAAAGAAAUGUGUCUCAACUUGACAGAACGCAUUAUCAACAUGACAGAACGCAGUAUCAACAUGACAGAACACAGUAUCAACUUGACAGAACGCAGUUUCAAACUUGACAGAACGCAGUAUCAACAUGACAGAAAGCAGUAUCAACAUGACAGAAAGCAGUAUCAACAUGACAGAACACAGUAUCCACUUGACAGAACACAGUAUCAACUUGACAGAACGCAGUAUCAACUUGACAAAACGCAGUAUCUUCAUGACAGAAAACAGUAUCAACAUGACAGAACACAGUAUCAAUAUGACAGAACACAGUAUCAACAUGUCAGAACACAGUAUCAACAUGACAGAACACAGUAUCAACAUGACAGAACACAGUUUUUGCAAUAAACAAAGGUCUUUACACCAAAUGACAUCAAAGAGCUGGUGAAUUGCCGUCUUGUGUUUAAAGUCGCGUUUGGUGUUUAAAGCUAGGUGUUUAACAGUAGGCGAUUAGGUUAGGGAGACGUUUGGCUGUGUUUAAGAUGUUAUUUUCUGUGUUAAGGAGUUGUGUUUAGACUGCGUGGGUUGCGUUAAGAGUGAUAUUUGUUAUUUCCAACGGAUAGCUUUAAAAAACUGCUCUUCACUGCUCUUUAACGCUCUUUACUGCUCUUCACUGCUCUUUAACGCUCUUUACUGCUCUUCACUGCUCUUCUCUGCUCCUCACUGCUAUUCUCUGCUCUGUGCCGCUCUUCACUGCUGUUCUCUGCUCUUAAUUGCUAUUCUCUGCUCUUUACUGCUCUUCACUGCUCUUCACUGUAUCUGUGUUUUUUAUCGUCUCCAGCAAGGCGGGAGAACAUACCAGUUCCAAGGUGGAUCUAACCAGGUCAGUAACACAUUAAGCUAUUAGAUUAUUGAACAGUCUGAGAUAGUGCCCCAGUUUAGAUGAAGAAAUAUUACACACUACCCUGAUUUUGAUGACGUAGAGUGCAGUACUCAAAUAAAGACAAACUAUUUUUAUUAGUCUUAUGGAAGCCUACUGUGCUCAAUAAUUGAUGACGUAAUAAAAUAGAUUUUUUCCCCCCUUCAGGGCCAAUCAUUUCAUAGACAAAUUUUCCAAGCUAUGCAUUUUUUGAAAAGUUUUGAUGAAGUUGUAUCCUAAAAUCUUAAGCCAGGAAUUCUACCGGUUGAUUUAAAUGUUAGAUGGCUCUGGUCCAACUUAGGGGUAACUCAGUUGAAAUAAACUGAAGAAAUCAUAAGCACUUGUCUUGACCUGAUCGCCUCAGGUUGUCCAGCCUCAGGUUGACACACACGGCAACCCCGACCUCGGCAAGUGGCCCUUCACCAACAACAACAGCAACAGACCACGCAACCCCAGACAAACACUGAAAGACAACAGCAACCGCAACCAACGGCUGUUCUACAGAUCUGCAGACAGGGCUGUGCCACUGACCCACUUCAACCCUCAGGACUUCGGCAGCAACAGCGAACACUUGAACAACCAUCACCUGGAGGGAGAGAAAUAGAUGGGGGCGUGGGGGUGUGUGAUGUGCUUCAUUAGUCAUGGUAAGAUGACAUUGCUGGUUACCUGGUUAUGGCAUUGCUAGUUACAUGGUUAUGACAUUGCUAGUUACCUGGUUAUGACAUUGCUGGUUAUCUGGUUAUGACUUGCCGGUUACCUGGUUAUGACAUUGCUAGUUACCUGUUAUGACAUUGCUAGUUACCUGGUUAUGACAUUAUUAGUUACCUGUUUAUGACUUCGCUUGUUAUCUGGUUGUUACGUGGCUGAAUGGCCAGGCUUACAAAAUUUAUUUUUGAUAAAUCCAGUGUUAAAAUUCUGUGUAAAAUGUGAAGCUGAUUAUCAACGAUAAGAUACGAUUACAUAUAGAUUCCAGAUAUAUUACGUAUAGAUUACUGAUAGAUUAAAGAUAGGUAACAAUGUGAAAUCUCCAAAACGAAAACACCUUAAAAUAUUCUCUAAACAAUCUUAAACAGACAUUUGGCCGAAUAAGGACAUCUGUAUUUUAAAAAUUAAAAUUACAUUUAAUAAUUGAUAAAUAAAUCGAUUACUCGAUUCUGCAAUUUUAUUUCACACCAACAACGUUCUACGGUAGAAAUAACCAUGUCGUCUGCUAAAACUGUCGUCCAUCUCUGCAGGUCAUCUCCGUGUAACUUGGGUCUGUGUUCUGUGAGGGAUGGACAUGGCGUGACCGUCAAGGUGCAGCUGGUCAGUGUUUGGGAGAUGGACUCUGUACAUAACAUACAACUGUCGUGAUUCAUUCAGAGUAUUUUAAUAUGCAAACAUAUUUUUCUCUUUUU